AUGGGUCAUCAAGGCAGCCUUUCAAUCUACCAGAGGACUUCAUUGGUGGCGAUCUGCCUUGCAGCUUUACUCCUGAGCAACAUCUUGAUCUAUCUUUAUUUGGAUUCUGUGUAUCAGUCAGACGGACAAGCAGUCCCUACCCACGAUAGCUGUGUGACUCAAUAUUUUAAAAUGCCAACAAUGAGGAACUGCACUCCCUGGCUUAAUUGUUCCCUGAUCAAAUCAGAUGUUCGCAAGCUGAGGCUAAUCGGCCACGGUGGAGUAAAGAAGGUUUACUUGGCAGAAUGGAAGGGCCAAAAAGUGGCUGUGUCCCAAUUGUCUACUAUGGAUUACGCUGAGGAUUUUCUCCACGGAUUGUCCAUGUUAAAGGCACUGCAAGGCCCUCUGGUGGUACAGUUGGUGGGAUUUUGCCUUGAAAACCAUACCAUGGUCACUGAGUAUCAUCCACUGGGGUCACUAUUAAAUUUGAAUGCAGCACUGGCACGGGAGCAGCAAAAACAUAAAGACACUUGGCAGACAAGGCUGAUGUUGGCGAUAGACUACGUCUCUGUCCUCCAUUACCUCCACAAUAGUCCAGCUGGACGGAGGGUUAUGUGCGAUUCCAACACAUUGGAGAAAACACUUUCCCAGUUUUUGCUCACAAAUGACUUUCACUUGGUGGUGAAUGACCUAGAUGCACUACCUGAGGUGGAUAUAUCCAGGGGCUUAUUGGUAAAAUGUGGUCCCAGGGAGCUCAGUGGGGACUUUGUUGCACCUGAGCAGCUGUGGCCGUUCAAUAAUAAAGGGAAGCCUUUUUCAAAUGAACUAAUGCAUGAAUAUGAUGAAAAGACGGAUAUCUGGAAGAUCCCAGAUGUAGUUCAGUUCCUGAUAGGAAAAGUAGCUGGAGGAGAUUUGAUUCACUUCCAUCUCUUUCAGAUUCAUAAGGAGUGUAAAGCAGAAGACCCAAAACUCCGCCCUUCAGCCUUGGAUGUUUUGAUGAUUUACAAGGCGCUUUACAGCAAUAUGGCACGAGACAACACUCGCUCAUUUGAAAAGUACAGCAGUGUUGCCAAAGUUACUUGA
Molecule: messenger RNA, 1062 nt
Organism: Nerophis lumbriciformis (worm pipefish)
Lineage: Eukaryota; Metazoa; Chordata; Actinopteri; Syngnathiformes; Syngnathidae
Source: RefSeq, a predicted model, not a curated record